UGUGCAACACAUUCAAGUUCAACUUCUUUCGUCUGGGUCAUCGGUUGUUGUUAAGUUAUAGUCUGUUGUGAAUAAUGUGGAAAGUGUCAAACAAUUCAUUCAAAAACCCGAUAAGAAGUAAGAACUUCGUUUAUUUACACUGUCUUCGAAAAUUUACUAACGCAUCACAAUCGGAGAAUGAAAAUGAAAAAUGCUCGGAAUGGGAAAAUGCAAAACCAUACGAAUCAGUUCCCGGUCCAGGUAUUUUGCAAUUAAUUCGAAACUCAUUUCCCGGAGGAAAGUACUACAACAUCGACUUACAAACCCUAUUUAAAAGGGUGCUGGACGAGUAUGGUCCAAUCGCAAAGUUUCCAACAUUUCUGGGCAACAAGGAAAAUGUAAUUGUUGCCGAUACAAACGAUUUUGAACUGUUGUUUCGCAACGAAGGAAUUUGGCCAUACCGACGGGGUAUGCAAACAUUCGAUCAUUAUCGCAAAGAAGUUCGUCCGGACAUUUUCAAGGAUAUGGGAGGUCUGCUGAGCGAGCAAGGUGAAGCAUGGCAUAAAAUGCGCUCGAUUGUCAGUCCAAUUAUGCUGAAGCCGGCCACUGUAAACGCAUACAUACCGAAUGUUGACGAGAUUGCUAUAGAAUUUUGCGAUCGGAUGAAAACGUUGCGUGAUGACAAAAAUGAGAUGCCGUCGAAUUUCCUGUAUGAACUGAGCAAAUGGGCAUUGGAAUCAAUUUCAUCGAUUGCACUGGAUCAGCGUUUGCAUGUGCUCGAGACGAGCAAAUCUGAUGUGAACAAUCUUGGAGUUCAGUUGAUCAAAUCCGUUGACGAUUUCUUCGUAUUGUCAUACCAAUUGGAAGUUCAACCUUCCCUGUGGCGAUAUAUUGCGACACCGAAAUAUAAACAGAUCAUCAAAGUAUUCGACAAUAUGACUGAAUCGUUGGUGCACUUUGUUGAUAAAGCUAUAGAUAAUCUAGAGAAAAAUCCGAAUCGACGUGACGAAGAUCGGGAGCCCAGUGUGUUGGAAAAGCUACUUAAAGUUGACCGACAUGUUGCGCUCGUAAUGGCUUUGGAUAUGCUCUUAGCUGGUGUGGAUACAACAUCGGCGUCAUCGACAAACUGUUUGUAUUAUUUAGCAAAGAAUCCGGAGAAGCAGGAGAAACUACGAAAGGAAGUACAAGCAAUACCAGUUGAUGCAAACGGUAAACUGAUGCCUUCCAGUUUUCAAUCAGUUCCUUAUCUGCGCGCCUGUAUCAAAGAAGCAAUGCGAAUGGCACCGAUCGCUCCAGGUACAACACGAGCGCCUGUUAAAGACAUUGUCAUCAAAGGAUACAAAAUACCCAAGGGAACUGACAUAGUUAUGGCAAACAUUUUGCUGCAUUACGACAGUCAAUACUUCCAAAAUCCGAACGAAUUUUUGCCGGAACGGUGGCUACGAAAAGAGACAUCAAACACUUGUCCAGUUGAUAAAAAAGCGCCGUUCGUUUAUCUGCCUUUUGGGUUCGGUAGUCGGAGUUGCGUUGGCAAGAGAUUCGCCGAAAUGGAAAUGAAUGUGCUACUCACCAGACUAUUGAGGAAAUACCGUAUUGAAUACGACUAUGGACCAUUGAAAUAUAGAUUUGGUUUCAUCAGUGCUCCCGUUAGUGAUUUAAAGUUCAGAAUCACCGAAAUUUAAUUUUAAAUCAAAAAAUUCAAUACCUUAGUUGCAUUCAGUUAAUAAAUUUGUGUUGAUUCUGAGUUGACGAACAUAAAUUGUAAAAUAAAGUUUCU
Messenger RNA from Bradysia coprophila, 1756 nucleotides. RefSeq names its product cytochrome P450 CYP12A2-like. The record is from RefSeq and is a predicted model, not a curated record. Gene Ontology annotation, molecular function: iron ion binding; monooxygenase activity; heme binding. NCBI's taxonomy places the organism in Eukaryota, Metazoa, Arthropoda, Insecta, Diptera, Sciaridae.